GUGUGUGCUGCGUACUUGCGUAUGUAGUAGGCGCGUAGGCCCUAUACUCCUAUAUACAUACAUUUGGCAUUACGUUAAAAUAUAAAUAAGUAUGUGGUGAGCGUGAAUACUGUACGUAUGGGGUAGCUAAUUCAGAUAUUAUAAAAUAUAAUAUAAUUUGGUACAUUUAUAUUCAGCGAGAUUUAGAAGGACAAUUGAGAUUUCCUUACUAAUUCGUACGUGCGAGACGUUCCAAUUGCAGUCGCGAGAAUAUUUAUGUAGAAACAAAUACCUAGAAUGUUAAAAGCGUAGUCGGGUGUUGUACUUGUGGUAUACAUUUAUCAUUGUGUGGUGAGCGUGCCUGAACCCAGUAGUGUGUAGUGUGUAGUGUGCGUAGUGUGGCCAGUAGCCAGUACCCACUGUACCCAGUAUAGUAGUCAGUACCUAUACUUAUAUGUCGAUGCUGCUCUCUCUGCAGAGAGAGUCUGUCUUAUUGCUCUGUAAUUGAGUAUGCGGGAGGUGGGGGAAAACUUGAUUGAGAAAGAAGAGAAAAAAAAAAAAAAGAAAGAAAAGACCCGCAAAGUCCCUUAUAGAGCAGAAGUGAAGCUGCAGUAGCAGUUGUGCCUUGAGCUGAUUUGAUUCAAGGUACCUAUAUUUGUAAGAUCAGCUUGAUCUUGAUGUGUCUAAUUAAUAGCAUAUUUUUUUUAUUUUAUAAGUACCACUGUUUUCACGAACAUUUGAAUAGCCAAAAACAAUAAUUCAACAAGUUUUUGAUUAUCGCACUUUUACGUAUACUUACUUACGGCAUAUAUUUUAAGUCGGGGACAUGUGCAUCAGCAGCAUUGCCUUAUACAUUAGUUAAUAAGAUAGACAUCCCAGAAUCAUGUCUUGGGCAAACGAGAAAACAAAUUAUUCAUCCACGUAUAAACUGGUCGUCGUUGGUGGCGGAGGAGUCGGCAAAUCUGCCAUUACAAUACAAUUUAUUCAAAGUUAUUUUGUAACCGAUUAUGAUCCCACGAUUGAGGAUUCUUAUACGAAACAGUGCGUGAUCGACGAUGUCCCGGCAAAACUCGACAUACUGGAUACCGCUGGCCAAGAGGAGUUCAGUGCCAUGCGAGAACAGUACAUGAGGAGCGGGGAAGGAUUUCUGUUGGUAUUUUCAGUCACGGACCAUUCAACGUUCGAAGAUAUGUUUAAAUUCCACAGGCAAAUUCUACGAGUCAAAGACCGCGACGAAUUCCCUAUGCUGAUGGUUGGCAAUAAAGCCGAUCUCGAUCAACAGCGAGCGGUUUCCGUCGAAGAAGCUCAGAAUCUCGCCCGACAGCUGAAAAUCCCCUACAUUGAAUGCAGUGCCAAAAUACGUAUGAACGUCGACCAAGCUUUUCACGAACUCGUUCGCAUCGUAAGAAAAUUUCAGCUAUCGGAGAGACCACUUUCUAAGCCCAAUUAUAAGAAAAACAAAAAAAAGUGCUGUGUUUUAUAA
This is a messenger RNA of Copidosoma floridanum, 1462 nucleotides long. It is a transcript of the gene Ras64B, whose product is annotated as ras-like protein 2. Gene Ontology annotation, molecular function: GTPase activity; GTP binding. Gene Ontology annotation, cellular component: membrane. Lineage: Eukaryota; Metazoa; Arthropoda; Insecta; Hymenoptera; Encyrtidae. The record is from RefSeq and is a predicted model, not a curated record. Gene Ontology annotation, biological process: signal transduction.